Sesamum indicum (sesame) is the source of this 1393-nucleotide messenger RNA. RefSeq names its product GATA transcription factor 18. The record is from RefSeq and is a predicted model, not a curated record. Gene Ontology annotation, molecular function: zinc ion binding; sequence-specific DNA binding. Lineage: Eukaryota; Viridiplantae; Streptophyta; Magnoliopsida; Lamiales; Pedaliaceae. Gene Ontology annotation, biological process: regulation of DNA-templated transcription.
GGCCACAGUCCACACACCUCGUGCCUCAUUCUUAUUCUCCUCUUACACUAAAUUACACCCUCUGCGAGGUGUAAGUAACCUCUGCCCUCUCUCUGCAUACCCCAUUUUUAUCUAAUUUUACUGUGAGUUUUUUGGUUCCAUGACAAUCAAUUGACGACAAACGUGGACUACUGCUCCACCUGCUGACUCCCAUUUUUAUUACCUUUAUAAAGCUAACACACAGACACAGACACACACACAAACACCCCCCACCCCACCCCCCUCUUCAUCUCUGCAGCUUAUUAUGUUAUGUACGUACGACGCUCGUAAAACCAGCUCUCUUUCCUAAGUUGUUGUUGUUGUGCAAACAUCUUACUAUUAUUACACACACUCACUCUUCUCUCCCACUUAAUUCUUGUAUAAAAACCCUUUUUGUGUUGAGCUGAAAACCCCAUUCUUGAAUUCAUCAUCAUCGUCAUGUACCACACUCAGAGCAAUUCAUUCUCGAUGCUCUUCUCCAUGGCUAAUGGGCACAGAGGUUUUGAUGAGGGGGAGAUGUACUCUUUCACCACUUCUCCUUCUGCUUCUGUCGAUUGUACUCUUUCCUUAGGCACGCCUUCUACUCGUCUUACCAGUGAGAGCGCCGCCCAUCAUCAGGAGAAGAAGCGUUCUUCUUGCAUGUCUAACUUCGGCUGGAACAUACUGCCAUCCAAGCACACGCCGCCGCCCUCCGCUUCUUCCAAGGGCCACCGUGGAGGAAACAAUGGCAACGCUGGUUCCGGAGGCGACCCGCUUCUGGCUCGUCGGUGUGCUAAUUGUGACACUACUUCGACUCCCCUCUGGAGGAAUGGACCUAGAGGCCCGAAGUCGCUAUGCAAUGCUUGUGGGAUUCGUUUCAAGAAGGAAGAGAGGAGAGCGACGGCGGCAGCAGCCACCAGCAGCGGCGGAGCCGCCCACGGGUCCCAUCUCGUCGACUCACAACACAUGAUGAAUGGGGCCACUUGGGCUCAGCCCCACAAAACGCCGUGCUAUUCUUCGGCCUAUGGGAACGAAUUCCGGUUCAUAGAAGACGACGUCGCCGAUCACCGCCGCGACUCAGAAACCGGCAGCGGCAGCGGCGCAAUCCCAUUCCUUUCUUGGCGUUUCAACGUGACUGACAGGCCGAGCCUUGUUCAUGACUUCACAAGAUAAACCCUCCAAGAACUAAUCCCCACAAACUCAGACCCAAAAAAACCAAAAAAGGAAAUUCAAAUAUCAGAAAAGUAAAGGCCAAAAAUCCCAUUUGAUGGUGAUAGUGGUACUGUGACUGAUAGCUAUGGCUCAUGAGAAAUUCUUUUCUUUUCAGCUGUUUUUUUCUCUUUAUGGUUUGACGGAUCUUACAUACAUAGAUGGAGUGAAAAUGAGUUAAAUUCUA